CUGGGGCACGCGAGCGAUCUUGCCUGGAGCAGCGAGAGGGAGCGGGGCAGUUCAGACGGAGGGGAGAGAAGGCAUGAGAGGGGGACAGUGCGGGUUCCAGAGCAGGGAAGUGCCUACCCCCCCUGUCAGCUCCUGCUUCGUGAGGCUCCUCCGGGCAUGCUCCUUAAGCCAAAGUAUGGCCGCUUUCGCAAUGAGUCUGUGACCUCCUCCUCCGACGACCUGAUGCAGAGCCUCGCCAUGAGCAGCAAAGUCGUGGCCACGCCGGUGGUGGGCUCCGGCCCCCCGAACCUCCCCCUCCCUCCCCUGCCUCCUCUGGACCCCGGCUCCAGGUCCUCCUCCUCGGCCGGGGCCGCGGCCCUGGCGGACUCCCCCAACCUGGACGGGGAACAGGAAGUCACCACAACCUUCUGCAUGCUCAUCCCCAAGAUGCCCCAGUGGAAGUUUUCCAACUCGCUGCUCAGCCGGAGCCCGUCGAACUCCAGUUCCAGCACCAAGGACUCCAGCAAAGCCCCGAUAUCUUCAUCUUUUAGGGCCGGCGGUGGACCACCGGCCAGUGGCCCGGUGGCCAGCCUGGCAGCUGUCCUGAACUCCUGCGACCCGGUGUGCGUAACCCCCUGUUCCCUGCAGGCUAUCCGAGGGCAGAGAGCGGUAGUAGCGGCAAAUUCGCAGGGAUUCGGUGCCGCCGAAAUUACGGCCAGCCCAGGUUCUUCGGGCGGCUCCGGAUCGGGACCGAACUGCCGAACUAGGAUAGACGGUGUGUGUCUGGGCGGAGAGGAGUUCAACCAGAAGGGCAGCUUCAUCCACAAGCCCUCUCAAGGCUGGCUGCACUCCGAUAAGAAGAUCGCGGGACAAGGGGCCUCUUACAUCGUCAGGUACAUGGGUUGCAUUGAAGUACUGAAGUCGAUGCGCUCCCUGGACUUUAACACACGGACUCAAGUGACAAGGGAAGCCAUCAACAGACUUUGUGAAGCUGUUCCAGGAGGGAAGGGGGCUUGGAGGAAGAAGUCGGUCAUGGGGAAGAGCAACCUGCGGUUUGCGGGGAUGAGCAUCACAGUCAACAUUUCCGUAGAUGGCCUCGGUCUGCUCAUCCCAACCACGCGGCAGGUUAUAGCACACCAUCCUAUGCAAUCCAUCUCAUUCGCCUCCGGAGGAGACACAGACACACCUGAUUAUGUCGCAUAUGUUGCCAAAGACCCAGUGAAUCAGAGAGCGUGUCACAUCCUGGAGUGCUCGGAUGGUUUAGCCCAAAGCGUCAUCAGUACCAUCGGCCAGGCCUUCGAACUGCAAUUCAAACAUUACCUACACAGCCCUCCGAAAAGCAUGGCCUCCGUGGAAAGGCCUGUCAGGAUCGACGAACCUAUGUGGGGGGAGGACGACAGUUUUUCCGAACACGAUUAUUACAACAGUAUUCCAGGGAAGGAGCCUCCUGUUGGGGGCGUUUUGGACUCGAGACUCAGGCCUGUUGGUGCCUUCCUGGGUCACAUCCACGCUCAAAAACAGAGCAGGACUGCAUCCCAGAUGGGCUCACCGGCCAGGAGGGAGCAGGCAUCUUACCCGCCCGGUCAGCUGUGUUACGAGCUCCACUGGGACACUGAACACAGCUCAGAUGGUUACCUGUGGGCCGACGGUCAGCCAUCUGACAGCAAGGUUUAUGAAGAACACCAAUAUGUAAACACCCAGACCCUGGAAAACCUAGACGUGCACACACAUGGUCCCGAUGGACUCAGGAGGUCCAGGGUACCUGACAGUCCCAAGAAGGACAUCUUUGACAUGAGUGAGCCCUUACGGCCGUUUGAGGAUGCCCUGAAACUCCACGAGGCCUGUGGUGGAGCCGUCGGGUCAGGUGGAUGUGGCCCACAGGCUGGAGGGGGAGGGUUACGAAUCGUGGAGGAUCAGUGGCCCAGCCCCCCAAGGCGCAGAGCCCCCGUCGCCCCCAAUGAGGAGCAGCUCCACAUGGAGGUCUGGUACCACAGCCGAAUGAGCCGAAGGGAUGCGGAGAAACUCCUGGUCCGAGACGGAGACUUCCUUGUCCGGGAAAGCACCACCAACCCUGGGCAGUACGUGCUAACAGGCAUGCACUGUGGCCUACCCAAACACCUCCUCCUCGUGGACCCCGAGGGAGUGGUCCGGACCAAAGACAUGUUAUUCGAGAGCAUAAGUCACCUUAUAUCAUUCCACUUGAAGAAUGAGCUGCCUAUAGUGGCAGCAGAAAGUGAGCUCCAUCUCAAACAGGUGGUCAGGAGGAAGCAAUAA
Menidia menidia (Atlantic silverside) is the source of this 2253-nucleotide messenger RNA. The record is from the annotation of a GenBank genome assembly. Lineage: Eukaryota; Metazoa; Chordata; Actinopteri; Atheriniformes; Atherinopsidae.